This is a messenger RNA of Diceros bicornis minor, 7828 nucleotides long. It is a transcript of the gene MARCHF3, whose product is annotated as membrane associated ring-CH-type finger 3. Gene Ontology annotation, biological process: protein ubiquitination. The coding region runs from base 245 to 1006 and encodes 253 amino acids. The record is from RefSeq and is a predicted model, not a curated record. Gene Ontology annotation, molecular function: zinc ion binding; ubiquitin-protein transferase activity. The transcript is spliced from 5 exons. Lineage: Eukaryota; Metazoa; Chordata; Mammalia; Perissodactyla; Rhinocerotidae.
UUGUCAGCGCGCUCGGGGCGGCUUCUGAGCCUGGGCAGCCGCCGGGCUUGUCGUGCUCCCUCUGAGGUGCUUGCCCGAGCCAAUGUGCCCCGGUCCGCUAGGGCGAGAGCAGUCGCUGGUUCGGGACAACUUGGGAUUCAGGACCCGCAGCAGGGGCGUCGGUUUGCGAUCGGGACUCGGCGAGGAGGAUGGAAAUCCUGUAUGAAUGUGGAAGCCAUUAGCAAAGUAAUUGCUGUCUGUUACCAUGACAACCAGCCGCUGCAGUCACCUGCCCGAAGUGCUGCCAGACUGCACCAGCUCAGCUGCGCCCGUGGUGAAGACUGUGGAGGAUUGUGGCAGCCUAGUGAAUGGGCAGCCACAGUAUGUCAUGCAAGUUUCAGCCAAGGACGGGCAGCUGCUGUCAACUGUAGUGCGGACUCUUGCCACCCAGAGCCCCUUCAAUGACCGGCCGAUGUGCAGGAUCUGCCACGAGGGCAGCAGCCAAGAGGACUUGCUCUCUCCAUGUGAAUGUACGGGGACCUUGGGGACAAUUCACCGGAGCUGCCUGGAGCAUUGGCUGUCGUCCUCAAACACCAGUUACUGUGAACUCUGCCACUUCAGGUUUGCAGUCGAGCGCAAACCCAGGCCGUUAGUGGAGUGGCUCAGAAACCCAGGCCCCCAGCAUGAGAAGCGGACCCUGUUUGGAGACAUGGUGUGCUUCUUGUUCAUAACUCCCCUGGCCACCAUCUCAGGCUGGCUGUGCCUACGGGGCGCCGUGGAUCACCUGCACUUUAGUAGUCGGCUCGAAGCCGUUGGACUGAUUGCACUCACUGUCGCACUCUUCACUAUUUACCUCUUUUGGACACUAGUGUCAUUUAGGUACCACUGUCGAUUGUACAACGAAUGGCGUCGGACCAAUCAGAGGGUGAUUCUCCUCAUUCCAAAGUCUGUCAACGUACCUUCCAACCAGCAGUCCUUGCUGGGCCUCCAUUCUGUCAAGAGGAACUCAAAGGAGACAAUCGUUUGAUAUUUGUGUGGUUGGUUGGUUGACUCAUUGUUUGGGGUCUGGAAGUUUCUGCACUGGGGCCAUGCACUGAGCCACCCCCAAACCCUUCCUUAAGCCUGUGGGUCUAAGAACAUCCAGAGCCGUGUUAGCACAUCAUCCUGAGCAACGAACUCUGCCAGAAGAAAGCAAACGCUAUUUUACUUCAAAUCAUGGAUGCUGCAAUCAUAUGAUAUUUGCUAAGCUGCCAAACAUGUUUAUUUAGCAGAUACUGUAUGGAAUUUUCUGAACACCUCUUUAACAGAUGAGGAAGGUUGUCCUGCUAAAGAUGCAAUUCAAUUCUUCCUUUUUUAUUACUAUUUCAAAUAUAUAUAUAUAUUAAACUUAGAUGAUAAUCAAAAUUGAAAAGCCAAUGUUAAAACUGGUUUCUUGGUUUGGAUGGGUUUUGUUGGGGUUAGCUUAUUUGUUUUCUGGUUCCUACUGUAGAUUCUUUGGGGUAUUUGAUAGCCUGAAUGGUCUUUUUCAUCUCUUUUAUGUCCCGUACUGAAGGGGACAGCAUAACAACUGCAGAACAAGUCAUAUUUGGAGAAUGUUUUGUACUAAACUUCAUUGAAUUAUUCAGUUUUUAAAGGAAAAAAAGGCGUGGCAACUCUCCCCACAGUGAGCUGUUUAUUUAAAUUUCGUUAAGGAGAAAAAAAAAAUUAUGGUGAGAAGCACGCUACUUUCAACUUGUUUGGUACUGACAGCUGAUAGAAGCUAUUUUCUAAUAAUAAAUAUCCAGUGUGUGAAAGACAAACCCCACUGAUUGCAAUAUUUUUUUUAAUCAUAAAAACCUGUGAAGUUUCCCAAAGUAGAUUUUAAAAAAGAGGAAAAGCGAAAAGGUUGGUGUCCUUACUCCCAUCUCAUUGAGUGCCCGUCUAGAUUCUGCGUUCACGAUGAAUUGGAGGAUCAUUAGACAUUUCUAGGAACCCUGGACCUGUUUUGCAUAUCAAUUAGCAUUCCCAUUGCUCUAUUGAAUUUCUAGCUUGACAGGUAGAUGUGGCAAAAAAGCCUGUCCUAGCAGUCUAAGACCCCUUUGUCUGAUUUUCAGAAGCCCUACACAGUGCCUUCCCCCAGCCAUGAGCCAAUUCUGUCACAGGCUGAAAUAGACUUUUUCUAAGGGCUUCGUGUCCCCCUUUUGUCCGUCGCAGUGUAAAGGGUCUAAACGGCACCCUGCGUUCGCAUGUUCACUGGAGCCGGGGAGCAGACCUGUCGUCUGAGGAAAGCACUUGCUCGGGUUGGCGCUCAGCCUCCCGCAGUCUACCCCUCCACCCACAUGCCGGGAGGAGGAGGCGGAGCCCAGCUUUGGGGAAUGCUUAAAAUACGGAUUUCUAGAACAUGACCCACAUUCCAAAUAUCACUCCAGCGUCUGCCUUAUGCUCCCCAAGUGGGAGAGAGGAAAGUGCAAAGGAACAGGCAGUGAGGAGAGUAACGAUUUUUGUGUGCAGAUUGAUCAAGCUGAUGCAGUUUCACCUUUGUCUGCAGAGCCCUCCAUCCACAGACUGCUCCCCACGCUGCCUGGGGAGGGAAACAGCUGUACCACUCUCCACUGCAAGACUCAGAUGUGCUUUAUGGCUUGUGACAAUAGAUUUCCUCCCCAAUACGCUUCACUCCCACACUUCAAUUCCAGUAAUAUACGUCUCAGCCCUUCUGUUUAUUCGGCCCUGUCACCCCUCUGGGCUGUCAUUAGCUGCACCACCAUCAACCGUUUCUUAAUUGACCUUUUUAAAAUGCUGGACACCACUGGCUACAUGCAGCUGUCACACAUUAAAUUUCCGGAGCCAAGAGUCCAACUUGGUAGCUUGUGGAUUGCAGCCCUGUAAUACAGUUGAUAAAUGACGUCCACCCAGCCUUGGUCCCUGAGCUGUCAGGUGAACCAGUGACACCUCCCCACUGAAUGGCACAAACAUUCAUGAGAGGACCAUACCCUUUCUCCUCCCGGCUUCCUCCAUGAAUUAAGGAAGCAGCAGAUUCCCAGGAUCAUUUCCUGUUGGCAUUGGCUACAGAGAAUUCCUGCCGUCUUGGUCCAUGAGAUGAGAUAUAGUGAUGCGGAAUACUGAAGGCAGGCAGCUCGCUGGGGCUUCUGCACUGGGAAGGUUGGCGGUUAGUACUGUGCCUGUGCCAUGUCUCUUUCCCCCGUAUUUGCAUCCCCACCCUGGGAAAUAAAGCAGAGUCCAAACGCAAGGAUUAGGUUGCGUGUGCGGUGGUGGGCAGGACAGUCCCGGCCUCCCGGAGUAGCAUCAUGCCUCCCUUCCCAGGCCUCCAAUUUGGGACCUCCUGUGAGGGACUCCGUGCUCCGUCAGCACCAGGGCUCAUCUGAGAUUCUGAAAGUUGUUGGAGGACACGUCAUCCUUUCUUGGCCCUUUAACCCUGACAUCGUUCAAGGUGGGAGAGUGUAGGGAACUGAGCAUAUGCACUAAGGCACCAGCCAAGAGGGCAGGAGGCAGGUGGGGCUGCAGUCCAGGCUCCACGUCUGUCACCAACCACGCUGCAUCUCCCUGGAAGAAGGGCUGCCUUUUGCUAACUGGUGCGAAGGUGCUGCACAGGUUACCAGCAGCCCUGCUGAUUGUCCUCUUUCUUUGUGAAAGAUCAAGAAUGAAGCAGGGAAAGGAAGAAGGAGGGGCAGGGAAGGGAUUCUGGUGGUUCACUGCUUCCCUUCCUCUACUCCUUGCACAGUCCUCUCUCAUCUGCGCUCUUGCUGAUCUGAUCUCCUGACCGUUUGUCUUGAGAAUACUAGGUAGAGACAAGUGUGCAUCCCAGGGAAGCCAGAGAGGGAAACUGACAGCUGACACAAGUCCAGCGUGCUCUUGCCUGCCCCAUGUGUGCAUGCGCGUGUGUCUGCGUGUUUUCAUUCGGGGCCAGGACAGAGAACACAGAGCGGCACACAAAUUCUACAGCUCCUCAGAGAACUGAGCCGACACACAGAGGAGCUGUAAAACUCAAUUUAGGCAAAAUAAAUGGCAUGACUUGGAAGUUACUUGUACUUGUCUUUCGUGUCCUGGUCUCCAUUCCCAGUGCCCUGAGUGCCCUGGAUUGUCACUUUCAGCUGGGCUGCAGCCACAGUCAUUUCAUUUGCAGUGAAAGUAACUCAUCUGGGGGUGUAGAGGAGCCCCAGGAGAAAAUGGAAGUGAGACAGCAGCCGACUAUCUGCACUUGGCCAGUGGCCAGCUGAAGGUUCCAUUUCCUCCCCGGGGCUCUUUGUUCCCCUCUUGGCACUGAUCCACCCGGCCCGGGUCUGUCUCGGCCCCCCUGACACCACACAGCUCACAGAGCGGGCAUGGUGUGCACAAAAAUGUUGUCUUCAGCCUGUCCUCACCAGGGAGUGUCCCCAGGCUGAAAAAAUUAAGGAUGAAAGACAUGUAGAAAGGGAAAUCAGCACAUGCCUCCUUUCAACUUUAAUCCAGAGUGUUCCCAGAAGCUACCUGAAGAUCAGCCAGACAGCUUGUAGCCCUAGCGCCGGAUGAGAAAUAGGGUGUGAUUCUGAAGCCUUACCUGGAAUGGGAGGUGGGCCAGCUAGUGGGGACAGGGCUCAGGAUUAUUUAGGGCAAGAGAUUGGGACCAGGAUGGAUCUGGCUGGAUGCCAUCCCUCCACCAAGCACGUGGAGGAUCCAGCAGGCUGCUGCCAGUGAGGCCUGGUGCUGCGGAGGCUGGAGUGGUGACAAGUCGGCUCUCCAGAUAGCGAUGCCUGGGCAACUGCAGACGCUCUCCACAUGUGUCAGUUCUGCAGAAAUACGCAGGCUGUUAUGUUCUACCAUCUACCUUUUUGGCUUUACAGAAGUCUCAGUGUCUAGGAGUUGGCUUUGGGGCAUAGAGCCUUUCCCUUGCCGUUUAAUUGUUCUGGGGUGAGUCUGGCUCUUUGCUUCCCAGUGCGAUAGGACAGGAGUGACCCAGCUAUGAGUCAGACUACCUGGGUUUGAACCUGGCUCUGCACUGUCUCAGCUGCUGAUUGUGGACCUAUCUAAGCCUCAGUUUUUGCCUCUGUAAAAUGAGGAUAAUACCUACCUCAGACGGUCCUUGUAGAAUUUGUAGGGCUUCCCUCCCAGUAGUUCAUGAAUGAAAGGCGUUGCCCUUCCCUCCCCUUCCUUCCACUCACUGUUGCUAACGUCUGGGUUAUUUCCCCUAGCUUGUGUUUUGGCAAAUGACUUUGAUAAACAAUUUGAAGGACCACAAACAAAGAGUUUUAAAUCCUUUUCAAAAAGAAGAAGGAUUAAUUUUAAAUAAUCAGUAGAUAUUUAUUGAGCACACUGUGCUUGGGAGUAAAAAGAAUUGUAAGGGACCCUUCCGGAGGUUGAAAUUACUGACUUGAUUGAGAUCUUUGAAUUCUGUGUAGAUUUCAAUUAUCCUGGCAUUUCCUGAGACUGGAGCCUAUGGCUAAUUGAGAAUUCAUCACCGAUAAAAAAAAAAUUUGCUAGUUCUGGAUCUAGUGCUACAGAGGAAAACAAAUACAGUUCCAUCAGUUGUCUGCGUUCCCAGAAAUGAGGGACUCAUGAGUCACUGAGCUCAUACAUCUAGUGCCUGCUUGGAGGCUCUGAAUUCUGUGCACAGAGACAGCAGAAGGAGAUCGGCUCUGGGAGCCAUGCUUCAUUCUGAGAAGCUCUCCUUUCUGAACACACUUUUCACCUAUUGGAGCCAUAGUUACCCUGUCAAGGAAGUGAAUAUAUGGACCCUAUCAGAGGUUUUAUUUUAGCUUCUUUGUGGGCACCAGGUGCAAAGAAUUGAGUUAAUCAUACAUUUCAAUCCAUGACACACUUUCUAUCACCAUUAGCCUAUAUGGGUCCCUGUUCUAUUUUAUUCCACAAGUAUGUACAUUGUGCCAGGCGUUUGCCAUGAGCCAUGUGCUAUUCAGCACUUUGAAAAUUACCUCCUUUAAUCCUCACAACGACCUCGUCUAUUGCUGCCUGGCAAACCACCCCACAAUUUAGUGGGCUAAACCGACCACUUUAUUGCAUCUCACUAUUCCGUGGGUUGACUCAGGCUCCCUUGGGUGGUCCCUGGGCAGUGCCUCUUCUGGUCGUACUUGGGUGUCUCAGACAGUCAGAUGGCCCAAGUGCUCUUCCUGUGGCCUGUCUCUCAGCUUCAAGGGCCCCUCUCUUUCCAUGGCAGCUCAGGGCUCCAAGAGGGAAGAAACUUCUGUCCUGCUUCAUGCCUGGGCUUGGAUGUCCCACAAGGUCACCUCCUCACAGCCUAUUGGUCAAAGCAGUCACAGGCCCAGCCUCAUGAAGGGAGGAGCUGCUUGCACACACACAGAAGGGCAGAACUGAGGCCAUCUUUCGAGAUUAGCUCCCAGACCCUUUUUACAGAUGGAGAAGCUUAACCAGAGAGGUUAACUUACCUGCCCAAGGUAACAGAGCUAGCAAGGGGCAGAGCUGGGAUUCAGACCCAGGUGCUCGAGUCCAUGCCCUUAAUCACUAUGCUCUGAUGCCUCUCAGCUUCUAGUUUUAUAAUAUUUUCCCCUUCAUCCAUAAUCUCCACUCUCAUCUCCUUCCUCCAUUAGGCACCCACGCUAAUAUAUUUGAUAGAUAAACUGAAUACGUAUAUAGCUUUGCAAAACAUUGUUUUGUGAGUGUCUUAAUUUACAUGAGAUAUUAUGCUAUAAAUCUCAUUCUUUUUUUUCCCCACCUAACACUAUGUUUUUAAGAUCUAUCCAUGUUGCUGCAUGUGUAUCUAGCUCAUCGCUUCUAAUGGCUGCUUGGGAUUCCAUUUCACUUUUCUUUUCCCCUAAAUGUUGCCUGCAACUCCCAGACCCUACAACAGUGAUGGACAUCUCCUCCUUGCCUCCUUCAGUCCUGUGGGAGAGUUCCUCUGGGCUAGUAUCCGUCAGUGGGAAUGCUGGGUCACAGGAUGUUGACAAAUUUAAUUUCACUGUGGUAGUCUUAUUCUCCAGAAGGACUCUAGCCCUUUAGACACUCCCAGUAGUGGCUGAGUCUCCACCUCCUUUCCUACACUAGCUAUUAUUUAUUGGUUCGUUUCCAGCCAAACUGAUAGUGUAAACCUAUGCCUUAUUGCUUAUAUCUGCUCGGAUUUACACUUCUCUAUUUUCCUAUUGGGUUUGCUGUCUUUUCAUUUUCAGUGUCUCUAGUCAGGUUGACAUCCUGCAAAGUCUUUCAUCUGUUCCACUCUCUCUUCACUUUGUCUAUGGUUUACUGUGUUGAACAGAAAUCCUUAACUUUGACAUAGCCACAUCUGUUUUUCCUCAUGUGGUUUGUCCCAUAAGUGGCCAUAUUUAAGUUUUAGAAGUCCUUUCUCAUUCCAGAAUCACAAAGAUAGUCUCCCAUAUUUUCUCCCUUUAGCUUUACAGUUUUAUGCAUCAGCCUUAGGCCUUCAAUCUACCUGGAGUUCACCUCUGUAUGUGAUAUAAGAUAGGGAUCCGACUUUAUCUCCCUAACUUGAGGCAUUUUUCCAUCACUACACGAACAAUCUAAACAAUCUCCCCUUUCCUCAUUCGUUUGUGGUGUCGCCUGUCCCGUAUGUCCAGUUCCAUAUAAACAUGAGUCUGCUUUCUCAUACUCCACCUAUGGCUUUAAUCUAUCUCCCUAUGCCUGCAUAACCUCACUGUUUUUCUUACUGUAGCUUCAUGGUGUCUCAAUAUCUAGUGGAAUGAGCACCUCCUCCCAUCCUCUGCCUACUUCACUCUACUUUUUUUCAAAAUUGACUUCAUUAUUUGUGGACAAGCUUUUUAUUCCUGUGUAUAAAUUUUAGAAUAGUUUUGUUCAGUCAUUUAAAAGGUCUUGAUGACGGGCCGGCCCCGUGGCUUAGCGGUUAAGUACUCGCGCUCCACUACUGGCGGCCCGGGUUAGGAUCCCGGGC